Molecule: messenger RNA, 2480 nt
Organism: Durio zibethinus
Lineage: Eukaryota; Viridiplantae; Streptophyta; Magnoliopsida; Malvales; Malvaceae
Source: RefSeq, a predicted model, not a curated record
UCUCUCUCUCUCUCUUCUAAAAAUAUACAAAAUACAACAAAUACAAAUAUUUAUAUUCAUUUUUGGUCCAAAUCCAUUUUCUCUCACAUCUCUGCCUCUCCGUUUGAUGCACAAAAACCAUUCAUUUACAAGCAUACAUAUAUAUAUAUAUAUAUUUAUACAUCCCAUUGAUAUCAAAACAGUAAUUGGAAGGAACAAAAAAAAAGAGAGGAAAGGAGGGCCUUUAAGCCCUCUCCUGCUUAUUAUGCUUCCUCUCAGAUCUUAAAUUCUCUUUCUUUACCAUCUGGGUUUGUUCUCCCUGGUAUAAUUAAUAUCACUUUCUCUUCAAAAAUCAAUAAAACAAAGCCGGCAUAGCUUGUUUUCCUUUGUUUUCUUCAUUAUUUGCGCUAUACAUGAUUUCUGGGUAUUGAAUCUUUCACUCAUUUCUCAUCAAAGACGGAUCUUUUUUUUCUUUGGUCUUUAGGAAUCCUGGAUUGUUGGUCGAUUGAUAAUCGAUCGGUAAUUGGUCUCAUGCUUUUCGAUUGAAUCCAACAACACCCGGUCGUUUUAUAUUGAUAUAAAUAACCAGGCUUUGCGUGAUAUCUGUAUUCUGACAAGUGGAAUUUAAUUUGAUUGGUCUAGGCGAAGACUUGAUUUUUAUUUUUCUUUGAGACAAGAAUGGAAAUGGAGCUUGGCAAGCUAUUCAUUGGUGGGAUUUCUUGGGACACAAAUGAGGAUCGUCUUAGAGACUAUUUUCAGGUUUUUGGGGAAGUUGUGGAAGCUGUGAUAAUGAAGGAUCGGGCCACCGGUCGUGCCCGUGGAUUCGGAUUUGUUGUUUUUGCUGACCCAGCUAUUGCAGAAAGAGUUGUUAUGGAAAAGCAUAAGAUAGAUGGUAGAACUGUUGAGGCGAAGAAGGCAGUUCCUAGGGAUGACCAGAACAUUCUAAACAAAAGCAAUGUUAGCAAUCAUGGAUCACCUGGUCCUGCUCGAACAAAAAAGAUAUUUGUAGGAGGCUUAGCAUCCACAGUCACUGAGAGUGACUUUAAGAGGUACUUUGAUCAGUUUGGUACAAUUACAGAUGUUGUUGUGAUGUAUGAUCACAAUACCCAGAGGCCACGAGGUUUUGGAUUCAUAACUUAUGAUUCAGAGGAAGCUGUGGAUAAAGUCUUGCAGAGAACAUUUCAUGAACUCAAUGGAAAAAUGGUUGAGGUCAAGCGGGCUGUUCCCAAAGAAUCAUCUCUGGGGCCAAGUCGGAACCAGUUAGGUGGAUAUAACUUUGGUCUGAGUAGAGUCAAUAGCUUCCUUAAUGGUUACAUGCAGGGUUAUAAUACUAGUUCAGUCGGAGGUUAUGGUGUUAGAAUGGAAGGUAGAUUUAGUCCAGUUACUGUUGGUCAGAGUGGAUUUCCUCCAUUGAGCCCUGGUUAUGGGAUGGGACUGAAUUUUGAGUCAAAUUUGAGUCCAAGCUAUGGAGGAAGCUCAAACUAUAGUUCUAACCUCAGCUAUGGACAGGGAUUGAAUACUUCAUUUAAUGGAAAUUCAAACAGGUUUGCCAGCCCCUUUGGAUAUGGUGGGGGCAGUGGAGGGAGUAGUUCUGUCUUAAACUCAUCUGGUCGAAAUAUGUGGGGAAGUCUUAACUAUGCUACUAACUCAACAAACUCUAGUGCUAUUGUGGGCUCUCGAAGUGGGAAUUUGGGUGUGAGUUCUUUUGGCAGCAUCGGAGCUCUUUGGGAUUCCUCUUGUACUUCAGCUCAAGGUGGAGGUGCUGCUUCUGCCUACAAUAGCAGCAAUCUUAGAUAUGGAAGUGGAGAUUUUGGUGUUGGAUCAGGAGGUAUAGGCUAUGGGAGAAACAGUGGGACCAGUAUUGCACAGGUAUCAUCCCAAGGUGCUUCAAAUGGUGGUUAUGAUGGGGCUCUGGCUGAUAUUUAUGAAAAUGGUUCAUUUUAUGGGGAUUCCACAUGGCGAUCUUCGCCCUUAGACCUAGAGCGGUCUAGUCCUUUUGGUUUUGGGCUGGGAAAUGCAACUUCAGAUGUUAUGACUAAUAACUCUGCUGGUUACAUUGGUGGUUAUAGUGUUACCAAUAGGCAGUCAAAUAGAGGAAUUGCUGCAUAGGAGGAUGAUGAUAUGAUGUCAAAAGAUAAUUGUAGGAAAUUUGUAUGGUGUAGCGGGUUAAUGACUGGAUUUCUACAUUUUCCUCAGAUAUUUCAGUUUUAUAUGAAAAUGUUUUCUUUACUGGGAUUGAUUAAGAUGUAAAAUCAGAUUGGGGUAUACGCAGAUUAUUGUAUCAUGCAUCUGUUGGCGACAGAGUGAUACAUACAAGAACUGACCUUUACUUUAGAGUUGUUUGAUUUUCUGCUGUUAUAUCCAGUGAAGUUGCUGGGUUCUUGUAUUCUGUAUGAGAUGUUUGGCUUGAAUUUACAUUGUGAAACUCUGAGGGAAGCUCUUUCGGGAUCCCUGGAAUAAUAUAGUAAGAUACUACUAAAUGUGAUUCAUUUUUACUGUAA